Messenger RNA from Glycine soja, 630 nucleotides. RefSeq lists its product as uncharacterized. The record is from RefSeq and is a predicted model, not a curated record. Bases 86 to 442 code for a protein of 118 amino acids. Lineage: Eukaryota; Viridiplantae; Streptophyta; Magnoliopsida; Fabales; Fabaceae. The transcript is spliced from 2 exons.
UUUUUUUAUAUAUUCAUACAAACACAAGCCUGUAUUGGUUAAGCCCUUUUAGAGGUCUUGUUUAAUUAAUCUUUCAGGUAUCACUAUGGAGACACAACAAUUUGAUGAUGACACUUUCUAUGCUGAGAUUAAGAGGCAGAUUCUGCAAUUGACAUCUGAAGAUGAUGAAUUAUUAGAAAGAAAAAGUUUCAACCAAGCUGCUAUUAUUGGUGAUGAUGGUUCAACAAGGUUAGCUUAUAAAAGUACAUCACCACUUGCAAACGAAUUUUGCUCAUGGGAAACACAUAGCUCAGGUUCACCUGAAUGGCUUGUGAAUUUGAGGAAGAGUGGAAGAGGCACUGGGGUGUUCAUUCCCCAAGUUGUGACUGGUAAAAAACACCAGAGACCAGGAACAAUGAAUAGCAGAAAACAAAUAUAUAGGCCAGUGGCCAAUAAGUAUUGAAGAAACUACCAUUUCUAAGUUUGUGUUCAGUAGAAAUUGAAGAUUAUUUGAAUAAUUUAGAGAAGGGUCAAAUUGCAAGUGGAAAGAUGGGAAGCAGCUGAAAUUUUUUUAUACCAGAUCCUCAAUUUAAGAGGCACUAUGUACAGAAUUUACAAUAAAGUUGCCUAGAGUCUUGUGAAAUUGUUUAA